GAAGUGGUAUAUAAUUAUGAAAAGCAUCAUAUUUUGUGUGAUGUUUAUAUUCUUCGAUAUCGAUGAUUAUGAUAAAUGACGACAUUUCUCAUCACAGUUGAUGCAAAUGAUUUAAUUUGGUCAGGAAAUGUUUUGAUUAUUGUUUUUUGUUAAUGUUUUGUAGAAAAAAAAAUCAUUAAAUGAGAUAAUAAUAAUAUAUAUUGUUGAGAUAAAAUCUUGAAUUAAUUAUGGAUUCAUUUGAUGAUACCGCCACUGUUCAAAAAAUCAUUGCCGAAAAAUCAUGCCAUUUUGAUGUGGAAAAUAUUGAAUUAAAAUUGAAAAAUUUAAUAAUUGAUAAAAAAUGUUCAAAGUUCAAAUUUAAUAGUCAUAAUAUUUUAUCGAAUCCCUUUUGUAAACGAAAAUGUUUAAAGAAUAAGAAAAAUUUCACUUCUAAAACCAAGUCAACCAAUCAAACAAAGAAACAUGUUCCACUUAAUUUGGAUGAUGCCAAUGAUGUGAUUCAAACUAGCGAUAGUUGUCAAACAGAUAUAGUGGGCAACAAACUCAUGGCCGAUAUUAAUGAUAAAAUGGCUUCAUUGUGGACCGAAAAUGGUUACCGAAAUACAAAUAGUGAUGAUGGUCAUUGUGGUCAGAAAAAUAAUAAACAUCAAUCAAAAGAGAUAAAUUUGACGAAAAACAACAUCAAUAAUAAUAAUAAUAAUAAUGAAAAUUAUACGGAAACAUCAACUUUAUCUUCAAGUCAGCAACAACAAACUUGUGCUCAACAAGCAACAUUAUAUGAUAAUUGUGAUUCAUCAUUGGUUAUAGAAUUGGCAGCCUAUCUUGACGAAACCUUGUAUAUACCAAAAAAGAUGUCAUUCAUGGCUGAAAUGAUGUACACUUGAUUAUUAUGUUCGAAAUGAUAUAUGGAUAUAAUAUAU
Dermatophagoides farinae (American house dust mite) is the source of this 920-nucleotide messenger RNA. RefSeq lists its product as uncharacterized. NCBI's taxonomy places the organism in Eukaryota, Metazoa, Arthropoda, Arachnida, Sarcoptiformes, Pyroglyphidae. The record is from RefSeq and is a predicted model, not a curated record.